AUGAUGCGGGUUGGAAUGGAAAGGAAAACAGUCGAGACCGGAAAAGACGCUAGUGAACAGGGUUUCCGGAAGGGCGCCGAAUGUCCAAUCUUCCGAAUCACCCACAAGCCACUGAUCCACCGACUGACCGACUGGCGCGACUGGAUGCUGGAGAAGAAAAGAGGUAUCCGACGCGGGAGAACGGAUAUAUGCUCUCAAGGUGCAGGAGGCGCAGUGUUCAGAUAUCCCACAACGCCUGAGGAACACUUGCUUCACGCUUCACUCGUCAAGGAGUCGGCUGUCAGAUAUGUUAUUCCUUGCUUUCACUCAUGCCCCGCCCCACAAGACAACGGAGCGUGGUCGCCGAUCGCUGGUAGUUGCUUACAUCUCUCUAGACCUCCUAGCUAG
Messenger RNA from Tremella mesenterica DSM 1558, 387 nucleotides. RefSeq lists its product as uncharacterized. The record is from RefSeq and is a predicted model, not a curated record. The transcript has 3 exons. The coding region runs from base 1 to 387 and encodes 128 amino acids. Lineage: Eukaryota; Fungi; Basidiomycota; Tremellomycetes; Tremellales; Tremellaceae.